This is a messenger RNA of Mollisia scopiformis, 846 nucleotides long. RefSeq lists its product as uncharacterized. The transcript has 2 exons. Lineage: Eukaryota; Fungi; Ascomycota; Leotiomycetes; Helotiales; Mollisiaceae. Bases 1 to 846 code for a protein of 281 amino acids. The record is from RefSeq and is a predicted model, not a curated record.
AUGGAUAAGCUUCCACAAUAUAUAGCGGAUGAGUACGAAAGUCCUUACGACAAUCUCGAUCCACGAUUGUGGAAUGCUGCCGUCGAAGCCGAAAGGGCCCGCCUUGAUCCUGCUGAAGAAGCCAUCCAAAGACAGUUCCACUUCGACGCCCCUCGCUUUGCGCUCAGUGGUGGAGACAGUCAAGAAUGCUUCCGAAUCCUCGAUGCCAUGCUUAUGCAGCCUGAUGAUCCACUUUAUAGGAGCCCACAAGCAGCCGCGGAAUCGAUCAUGCUUAUGCGUCCGCCCGGCUCCGAAGUCCCAUUUUCUACAGAAGAUAGAACUCAAGAAGCUUUCUACUACGGGUUACUUUUCUCAUCGUUCCACAUCGCGAAACAGAUCUCUGCUGAGGACGAAGAAAGCCAGGACAAAUUGGUGGAGUUGAUAAAAUAUGUCCAAAACAUGGAUGAUCACGACGUCUUGCCAACAUUUGGCUAUUGUGCACAUGAUUCCGACCACUACGAGUAUGGUGAUCAAGAGAAGGCUGAGGAGCUCAACUUUCAUGCCUUCCUCGCACGCUUGACCCGUGAAUCGGUCUACAACUUCUCUUUGUACAUGUCUUGGAUUUUAAAUCGUGCAUCGGGCAGAUCUCAUCGCGAGUAUGCUAACGGCGAAGUGGUAUGGAUGUCUCAAUGGCUGAGUUUGGCUGGGAAAGAGCUUUUUCUGCGAAACAAUGAUCUUUGGGAAGAUGGGAAGACAAAACUUCUUGCUGCACCUCCGUCAGCCAGAAUGACCUACGAGGACAAAGAAAUUUGCUUAGAGAUAUUAAAUCUCAUGGCAGCUGUCGAAAGGGAAGCGCCCAAUACUUGA